AUGCCUGUCGUCAAACUUCCAUCGUGGAAAGAUCUGCCACCCGUAGAGGGCAUGCCACAUGGCUGCGCCUGGGGCUUAUUUGACGAGGAUGGCGUGCGGGACGAGAUAGGCACGUUGAACCUCCUUACGCCCGAGACUGUGGUCAAGGCGAGAGAAGAGAUUCAGACUGGCAAGAGUGUCGUGCUGAACUGGCCCAUUGACCACGUUCAUGAACCCGGAUUUGGCCGCAUCAAGCCAACAAUAAACAUCACCGACUGGCGGGCCCAAGGCUCUCCUUGGUAUUCGUACGACGAUGAGAUUAGCAUCAACACUCAGUCUGGGAGUCAAUGGGAUGGUCUAAGACACUGGGGUCACAGUGGUACUGGAUUGUACUAUAAUCGCGUACACCAUGACGAGCUUUUGAAAACAGACCAUAUCGGGAUUGACCACUGGAGCAAGCGCGGAGGCAUCGUUGGUAGAGGCGUCUUCCUUGAUUAUGUUGGCUACGCAGCUCGCCACAACAUUAAAUAUGACGCCAUGACCCGGCACCGCAUUACUCUGGACGUGUUGAAGGACAUUGCCAGGGAAGAAAACGUCGUCUUCCGUCCCGGCGACAUCCUGCUCGUCCGCUCGGGCUGGAUACAAUGGUACAAUGCACACAGCCCGGAAGAGCGAGUGGCCAAAGUCAAGAAUGGAUCGGAAUACGUGGGCGUGGACGGGUCGCAGGAGGUCGUCGAGUGGAUCUGGGAUUCUCACUUUGCUGCCGUUGGUGGUGAUGCCAUCGGCUUCGAAGCAUGGCCACCGCAACUGCCUUGGUGUCUGCACGACUUUACCCUUGCGCUCUGGGGAAUGCCGCUGGGGGAGCUGUGGGACUUGGAGGCGUUGGCGGCCGAGUGUGAGAAACAUCAAAGAUGGAGCUUCUUCAUGACCAGCGCUCCCCUGAAUACACCAGGGGGGAUUGCCAGCCCUCCUAAUGCGAUAGCCGUAUUUUAG
Messenger RNA from Cladophialophora psammophila CBS 110553, 972 nucleotides. RefSeq lists its product as uncharacterized. Bases 1 to 972 code for a protein of 323 amino acids. The transcript is spliced from 5 exons. The record is from RefSeq and is a predicted model, not a curated record. Gene Ontology annotation, molecular function: arylformamidase activity. NCBI's taxonomy places the organism in Eukaryota, Fungi, Ascomycota, Eurotiomycetes, Chaetothyriales, Herpotrichiellaceae.